UGUUGACUGAUAAUUUUACCCAGAAGUAAUACCAUGUCCCUGGUUAUUUUUCUGGUGACAAAAUCAAGAAACUUUUAUAAUAUCCUAUGGUACCCCGUGUUUUAAAAAUUGUAGCUAAUGCAAGUGCAAACACGAGUUAACUUGUGAUCAGUCAACAAUGUGUUUGGUGCAUUCUUGUAUUAAAGCAAAAAAAAGUAUAUGUUUACUUAAAAAAGCUGGGCAAUUAGGUUUUGAAACUUUGCUGGAGACUUAGGAGAAAUAAGUGUGCAGGCCAGGGCCCUCCCUGCUCGGCUCCCCUAGGACCUAUCUGGCCACAUCUUGUGUCCUGCUCACUGGCUCUGCUCCAGCCACACAGGCCUUUCUUUUCCCUAGGUUGCUCCUGCCUCAGGAGCCUCAGGAGCGACAAUGGAUGUCGCUCAUUCUAGAAGUCUCCUCCCCUGAGCUACUGGUAACGUGCACCCUUCCUUCCUUAUAUCUUUGUGCUAGUAUCACCUUUUCACAGAGGACUUCUGUCCCUCUAUUCAGUAUUUCAGCCACCUCUUCAAACACAGAACAGCACAUAUUGGUCCAUCUGACUUUUUCUUUAGAGUCUCUUGCAUUUCCCUGUCCUGAUACUGGCAACAAGUAUCCAAGGAGAGAGCAGAGUGAGAAGGAGGGAGGGGUCCUGGCUUUGCCCCUCUGAGUGGAGUUCAAGACUGGUCUUACAUUAGAGUGUUGAGGCUUUUCUCAUGCACUUCUCUUGUGUCCCCUGGCUAUUUACAUAGUCCAGUUAGGAACCACCUUCGCUAAUGGUUCCAGUUACCAGGUGUGUCCAGUCCAUGUCCAACACUAAGUACAAAGGGUCUCUGUCCUCCAUGGCUGAGGACUGAGCUGAGCCUUGAUUACAGAGCAGUAAGGGCCUGUGCUCUGCCUAGGGUUUGGGGCUGUGCCCUGGAGGGGAGCUUCGUGCAGCCCAGCUCCCCACUCCUAUACCAUGAGUGGGGAAAUCACCAGCACAGGAGUGAGGUCUGAUGAAUGGGUCAGAGACUCACUAGUUCAUCAUCCUGUAGAAGUGUAUUUCCUCUGCAUCCCCCUGGUGUUAUGGAUGGAGAAAACCAUCUUCUUAAGUGGGAAGUCUUCUUCUCCAUGGGGUCCUAUCACUAACGGCAGUGUGUUGAUUCUCCAUUGAACACCAUGCUUUUUUUUAUAAUCAGGAUUGACUUUUUUUUUGACCAGAGCCAGGUUUAAACUCACUACCUCCGGUAUAUGGGGCCAGCACCACACUCCUUGAGCCACAGGUGCCACCCCAGGAUUGACUUUUAAACAUUCGUGUUGGAUAAGGAAGAAACCCAGAUCAGGAGGAAGAAGAAAGAAGAGGAGUCAGUAAUGGCUAUUGCUCAGCCGUUUGCAUAUGCGCAAUAGGAUGCCUGUGACAACGGUUACCACAGACGCACCUGCCCAAGUGCCAACGGCCUCCUCAAGAAAGGAGCUAAGGCAGAUAAAAGAUUCUGAUCUUUCUAUGAGUCACUGUGGACAUAGUGAUCCUGAAGACAACAGUCAUUUUCUAGUUUGGGGAGACACUGAAUUUUCUAGUUUGGGACAAUUGACAUUCAGGGAUGUGGCCAUAGAGUUCUCUCAGGAGGAGUGGCAGUGCCUGGACCCUGCUCAGAGGGCUUUGUACAGGGCCGUGAUGUUGGAGAACUACAGGAACCUGGUCUCCCUGGGAAGGGAAAGAGCCCUGGACUGUGGAGACUGAAGUGAAAGCACCAACAAAUUCAAACUGGGAGGAAUGGAUCAGAGGUGUGCACUCAGGUAAGAGCUCAGGUAGGCACAGUGGAAGCUGCACUCUUAAACAGUGUGUGGGAAAGGCUGCCAGUUAGGGGUUCUGUGGAUGAGCAAAAGGUUAAAUCCUGUGAGCUCUACGGAGAAAUCUUUGUCUUUGUCUCUACUGAUCACUCUAUUCUUGGAUGUGGAACACUGGAUUAUUUGACCCUGCAGUCAUGCUACAGCUCAAACAGAGAUCAAGGCAAAAUAUUUGAUUGCAUGAUGACACCUCUAUGAACACUUUGGUCCCCUGUCUGUGUAGGACACAGAGAAGGCCAUGU
Otolemur garnettii (small-eared galago) is the source of this 2084-nucleotide messenger RNA. RefSeq names its product zinc finger protein 480-like. Gene Ontology annotation, biological process: regulation of DNA-templated transcription. Bases 1391 to 1735 code for a protein of 114 amino acids. The transcript is spliced from 5 exons. The record is from RefSeq and is a predicted model, not a curated record. Lineage: Eukaryota; Metazoa; Chordata; Mammalia; Primates; Galagidae.